Trichomonas vaginalis G3 is the source of this 445-nucleotide messenger RNA. RefSeq names its product Prim-pol domain family. The transcript has a single exon. The record is from RefSeq and is a predicted model, not a curated record. The annotation marks the transcript as partial. Lineage: Eukaryota; Parabasalia; Trichomonadida; Trichomonadidae.
AUGACAGCAACAAACAACAACAGCAACUAUAUCGUUUCUGAUGAAAAAGUUAUUGAUUCAUUAGCUGAGGAAUUAGUUGUGGCAGAAACUAAAACCCUCAACGAAAGAAUUGGUGAAAACAAGAUUGAUUUACAUAACUACCUCAAACACGAUGGAGGAAGUGGAAGGAAAACUGGUACAGCUUUAUUAGUAAAUAAAAUUUCAAAUUUAACGAUUAUAGAUGUUGAUAUCAAUAAAUCGUACAAUGAUGAACUUAAAGAAACAGUUAGAAAAGAUAUUUUAUCAAAACUUUCGGAUAAAGAUGUUAUUGUUAAAACCGCUUCAGGAGGUCUUCACAUUUAUUGUAACACUAAUUUCUUCUAUGCAGUUUCGAACAGAAUGAUUAAAUGUUAUUCCUGCAAUGAUUAUGAUAUCGAUAUCAUGACUUCAAUGGAUGAUUCAAAAC